Plasmodium falciparum 3D7 is the source of this 717-nucleotide messenger RNA. RefSeq lists its product as uncharacterized. The record is from RefSeq and is a predicted model, not a curated record. Lineage: Eukaryota; Apicomplexa; Aconoidasida; Haemosporida; Plasmodiidae.
AUGACAAAGUACAUAAAAGAAAGAAGGAAAUAUAGAAUUAAUGAUCCAUAUGAUGAAAAAGAAAAAAUUCAAAUAAGAAAAGAAAAAACAACCACAUCGCAAAAUCAACUUAAAGAAAAAGAAAAAACACAAGAAACGAAGAAACACGAUGAAAAUAAUAAAAGUAAUAAUAAUGUUGUAAAUUCUUCUGAAAAUUUUAUGAAAAUAUAUAAAAACAUUUUAAAACAAAAUUACCACGUAGAAAAAUUUAAAAAACAAAAUGAAAAUAUAGAAGAAAGCAAAAAAAAAGCAACAAGUAGGAAGAAAAUUAAAAAACUAAAUUUUAAAUUGAAAAAAAAUAAUCUUAUUGAAAAAGUAAUAAAAAAAAAAGCUUUUCUGGAAGCUAAAAAUACGGUAUUCCCAUCAUUAAAAAAAUAUAAUACAGUUCCUCAUAUUUCCAACAAUCACAAUAUUUCACAAAAUGAUCAUAAUAAGAAGAAACAGGAUAAAAAUAUAAAACUUUUAAAACUUAUAGAAAAAUCAAAUAAGGAUGACAACAACAAUAUUAAUAAUAAAAAAAAUAACAAUCAAAAAUGUGAUACAAAAAAUUUAAAUAAUUCUAAAACGAAUAAAGCUAAUAUUGUUAACCAAUAUGAUGAAAUAAUUACUUCUAAUAAUUACAUGAAUAACCCCAUUCAAUUUGUAAAAAAUAUAAUUCAACAACAGAAAAAGAAAUAA